AUGAGCAACGUUCAAGUUCCCAAGGCCGAGGACCUCUGGAAGGGCGACAAGCCCGUCUUCGACCCGAGCAAGGUCACCGUCGUCUUCGUCCUGGGCGGACCUGGAGCUGGCAAGGGAACGCAGUGCGCGCUCAUGGUCAAGGACUACGGCUUCGUCCACCUCAGUGCCGGCGACCUUCUCCGCGCUGAGCAGGAGCGUCCUGGAUCUCAGUACGGCGACCUGAUCAGGCAUUACAUCAAGGAGGGCCUCAUCGUCCCCAUGGAGAUCACGAUCAAGCUCCUUGAGAACGCUAUGGCCGACGCCAUGGCUAACCCUCCCAAGCUCACGGACCCCAAGCUGGAGGCCGGAUGGGAGAACGGCAAGGGCCGAUUCCUUAUCGACGGCUUCCCCCGCAAGAUGGACCAGGCCCUCAUGUUCGAUAAGGUUGUCUGUCCCUCGGCCUUUGUCCUCUUCAUCAACACCGACGAGGACAAGAUGACCCAGCGCAUCAUUGAGCGCUCCAAGACCUCGGGCCGCGACGACGACAACCUCGAGUCGCUCAAGAAGCGCUUCAAGACCUUCCGCGAGACCUCAAUGCCCGUCGUCGACAUGUACCGCAAGGAGGGCAAGGUCGCCGACAUUGACUCGAGCGUUCCCAUCCCCCAGGUCUACGAGCAGGUCAAGGCGGCGCUUAACAAGCACCUCUCCUUCUAA
This is a messenger RNA of Trichosporon asahii var. asahii CBS 2479, 693 nucleotides long. RefSeq lists its product as uncharacterized. Gene Ontology annotation, biological process: CDP biosynthetic process; UDP biosynthetic process; 'de novo' pyrimidine nucleobase biosynthetic process. Gene Ontology annotation, molecular function: ATP binding; UMP kinase activity. Bases 1 to 693 code for a protein of 230 amino acids. The transcript has 4 exons. Gene Ontology annotation, cellular component: cytoplasm; nucleus. Lineage: Eukaryota; Fungi; Basidiomycota; Tremellomycetes; Trichosporonales; Trichosporonaceae. The record is from RefSeq and is a predicted model, not a curated record.